AAAAAAUAUCGGCGGAAGGGUUGGUUAGAAGGGCGAAUAGUAUUAUAUGACAUGAAUUUAUCCAUGGAAAUCUAUACAGAUGGAUCGGUUCUAAAUGACCGCAGUGCUGGUUACGGGAUAUAUGCUCCAAAUCCCGAAUACAGAGAAUCCAUCCACACCUUUGAAUCCAACAAUAUCUUUUAUGUAGAAUCUAUGGCCAUACUCCGGGCAGUGACUAUUGCUGCAGCUGAAAGACCGAACAAAGUUGGUAUUUUCUCAGACUCUUUCAGCACAGUUAACGCACUAAAUUCUCCUGAUCUGGAUGCAUGGAUUCCUGGAUAUAAGAACAUACCAGGCAAUGAAAUGGCAGAUAGGUUGGCGGGUCUAGAGGCCCGCAGCUCUGAAUACCCACUUGAACAACUAUCACCGCCAUGGAUAGGGGACUUUAUUGAUGACUUUAAAAACACAAUCAAGCAAGAAGCAAAUGAUUUUAUUGAGAAGGAAUUUACUCACAAAGGUAUAAAAUAUAGAGCUAACACAUCUGAACUUGCAUCGAAACCUUGGUUCAAAGAUUUGGGAAUCAUCGAUAGAAACGUAAUUACUCUUAUGGCUCGGCUCCUACCACAUAUGCACAACGAAGCAUCUAAGGAGGAAACUCAACAUAAUAGACAUCUGUCAAUGUGGAUGGCAUAACAG
Messenger RNA from Harpegnathos saltator (Jerdon's jumping ant), 675 nucleotides. RefSeq lists its product as uncharacterized. The transcript is spliced from 2 exons. Lineage: Eukaryota; Metazoa; Arthropoda; Insecta; Hymenoptera; Formicidae. The record is from RefSeq and is a predicted model, not a curated record. Gene Ontology annotation, molecular function: RNA-DNA hybrid ribonuclease activity; nucleic acid binding. Bases 52 to 672 code for a protein of 206 amino acids.